CCGGCGGGCACGGACUUCGCGUGAGGUUUGGGGAAAGACGCGUGAAAGCUGCGGCAUUGGUGGUGGUUGUGGGUGGCGUGUGCGUGGCCGGACCCUGGGUUCCCAUAUUAGUUGCGCUCCUACUGUGUGCGGCGCACGGUAGCAGCCACCGGGCAGCGGCGGGACUCGAACUUGGGCUGAGGCGCCUCCCUGGGCGCGCCCCAGACGGGAGAAACGGGGCAGAGCGUGUUCAGCCAAAGAGGACAAGGAGACAGAGUCAGGACUUAAAACCAGUUCGAGUCUACAUUCAAAAUUAGGAGUUUUCACCUGAACAUCCAGAUAUCAGACUUCUUCAGUCAGACGGGCUGGCAGCAUGGGCCCACGUCCCCCACUGCUCCCCACAUCCCUGACACUGGCUUCCAGAAGCAGCUGCCAUUGUCCCAGGUGUGUCUCUUGUAGUGGGGGAGAAUCCCCAUGCUCAUGUCACUCUCCUAUGUGGCAGUGCAAAAGACCAAGAUGGACACGUGUUUUAAGAAAAAUGGGGGAGAGCAAGUCUCUUUGUGGAUAGCAUGAAUAUUCCAGAAUGUUGGGUGUGCCAGCUGUCUGUGUAGAAAGGCCAGUCUUGCCUCCCUCCCUGGCCCUGGUCUGAACUGGGUGGUGGUCUGAGGACCGAGGAGCAUCAUGGGUCAUUCCAAGGACUGGCAGUGUUUGGGGGUCUAGACUGAAUUAUGUCUCCCCAAAACAUAUGUUGAAGCCCUAACCCCUAAUGUGACUGUAUUUGGAGAGAGGAUUUAUAGGAGGUAAUCAGGGUAAAUGAGGUGAUAUGGAUCAGGCCCUAACCUGAUAGGACUGUGGCCUUACUAAGAAGAGGAGCCCUAUUAAGAGGGAUCACUCUGCCAUGUGAGGACACAGAACGUAGCAGUCUGCAAGCUGGAAGAGAGCUCUCAUCAGGGACCGAAUCCACCGACACCUUGAUCUUGGACUUCCAGCCAGAAAUAAAUGUGUGUGGUCUAAGGCUCCCAGUCUCUGUGGUAUGCUGUUAUGGCAGCCUGAGUAGACGAAGACACUGUGUUUCCCAAAAGGAGCGUGUGAAUCUUCCACCCAUUCUGAGUGAUGCCUGGGCUGACCACAAACAGGAGAGUUUAGCAGAUGUCGUCCCCAUGAGUAAGGAUUUCCAAGCGUGCCUGGUGGUCCUUGAAUCCCCCUUCUUCCUCCAUGCUCCAGCCUCUUUUAUCCUGAAGGCAGCUCUCCCUCGGAGGAAUGGUCAUGCUUUGCAAGGCUGUUCUUACCUGCCUGCUUCUCAUUUGGCCUGCUGGCUGUAGGGGUAACAGAUAAAGUUUCAAAUGCUGGGUGGUUGAGAGUGUAAACAAUGGCUAUCUCCUGCCUCCCUGUUAACUAACGUAUCCUCUCCUCUGUCUCAGAUUUAAAAAUGGAACCAAAACACAGGCCAACUCCAAGGAGAGAUUUCCCAGCAUUCUCAGCAACCGCUCUUUUCCCUCAUUCUUUGUAUUCAUGAAAAUACUAACAAUACUAAUGUUUACUGACUGCUUCUAGCUUUCCCCCUAGAGUGAAGUGUUUUAAUGUACUAGAUCAUUUAAUCCUAGUAAGUAUCCUCUGGGGCACAGGUAUUGUCUGUCUCCAUUUGUACCACCAUCAUCAUGUUUGUGAAUCAGGUUUGUAAAAGGCUGGGCAGCAGACGUCAAUGUCUGAAGAAGAAAUUCCUCUCAUUCAUUUAUUUAGUCAUUUAGCAAAUAUUUACUGAGCACCUCUAUGAACCAAGCAGAUCUGUCCACUGUGUUUAGAAGAUCAGAGGGUAUUAUGGACCCAAGUGGCCCCCUCAAAGGAUACCUUGUGGCAGGACCAGAGUCUUCCAAGAAAUCAUUCAGAUAUUUAUUCCAAGGCAGGGCUGUGAUUACCUGGCUGGUGUUGAGGAGAACCUUAGGGGAGUGGUUGGUGCAGCAGGCUCAGGAGUGGACCUGCCUGAGUUUGACUUGGCUUUUCCACUUUUCUAGCUGUGUGGCCUUUAGCAGGGCUAUGCCCUCUCUGAGCCUUAGUUUAGUCAACGAAAACGUGAGUCAUGUUGAUAUCUAUACAAGAGAGUCAUUAUGAAGAUUUAAGUAGCACAGUAAAAAAAAAAAAUCCCUUGGACUUAGGAAGUGCUUAAAAAACACUAGCUUUGGGACCCCUGGGUGGCCUAGUCGGUUAAGCAUCUGCCUUUGGUUCAGGUCAUGAUCCCAGGGUCCUGGGAUCGAGUCCUGCAUCAGGCUCUUUGCUCAGUGGGGAGCCUGCUUCUUCCUCUGCCUGCUGUUCCCCCUGCCUGUGUUCUUUCCCUCUGACAAGUAAAUAAAGUCUUUAAAAAAAAAAAAAUUAGCUUUUACUAUUGGCUCAUGGAGGCCUUAGAAAAGUUGUAGGGGCACCUGGGUGGCUCAGUUGGGUCUUGGUUUCGGCUCAGAUCAUGAUCUCAGGAUCCUGGGAUGGAGGCCCAAGUCAGGCUCUGCACUCAGUGAGGUGUCUGCUUCAGGAUUCUCUCUCCCUCUGCCCUUCCUCUCUAUCUCCUCUAAUAUUAAAAAGAAAAAAAAAUCUUAAAAAGUGUAAUAAAAUACCCAUUAUAUAUCAGUUUUGGGGCACGGUAGCUCUCUGAUGACUCUCUUAGAGAAUUUAGUCAAAUUAGCUAAACUAUUUGACUUGCGUAUUGAGUUUCUGUUUCUCAGUCACUGGGACAUUGAGAAAUUGCUACCAAAGAUGACAACUUUUGGAGAGUUUGAUUGUACACCCUGCUUUCCCUGUCACAAUUAAAUAAUAAGAGCAAAUGUGAGCUGAAUCGAUGCCUCGUAUGUGACGCUGGAACUGUGUCAUCAGUCUGAAGCGAUCUUCCCCUUUGUCUUCAGAGAAGGAUAUGUGCGUGCUGCAAACUUCUACUAUGAGCAAUGCUUGGGGCCUUCGUGGACCCACGGACCUCUUACAGGAACUCCACGGCACCAGGUAUCCAAGAGCCACACACGGAGACCCAAGAAUUUCAUCUCAUUAUGGCUGCAAGUCAUGAAGCUAGAGCCGAUGCUUAAGGAGCAUUUGUUAUGCGCUGGACUUUGUCACAGGUGCUUUACAAAUAUCAUCUCAUCUAAUCCCUCAGUCCCUCAGCCCUCUGAAGUUGGAGCUUUGGCAAUCCCCAUUUUACAGAGCCCUGCAAACAUCAUUUCCAGUGUCUGGCCAGAGACAUAGGGAGAGACAAGUUUGAGCCCUGAGGUACAAGAAAGGAAGACCUGCCCCCAAACAAUGGCAACCACACCUGGUCUCCAGCCUCCACAGCCCCCGGAGCAAGAUGAGAUCCUGAUUGUGAAGGUGGAGGAGGAUUUCUGCUGGGAAGAGGAGCCCUCCCUGGAGUCCGAAGACCCCAGCCCUGAGACAUUCCGCCAGCUCUUCCGGCUCUUUUGUUACCAGGAGGUGGCCGGGCCACGGGAGGCCCUGAGCCGCCUCUGGGAGCUCUGCUGCCGCUGGCUGCGGCCUGAGAUGCGCACCAAGGAGCAAAUCCUGGAGCUGCUGGUGCUGGAGCAGUUCCUGAUGGUGCUGCCAGGGGAGAUCCAGGCCCGGGUGCGGGAGCAGCAGCCGGAGAGUGGUGAGGAGGCCGUGGUCCUCGUGGAAGGGCUGCAGCGGGAGCCCAGGAAACAGAGGCAGCGGGGCCUGGAGGUGUUCCCUGAUGAUAUACUGCCCCACGGGACAGGAGAACAGCGCCUGAAACACCAAGUGGAGGCCAGGCCAGAGGAGCUGUCUCUGCAGGAAGGGUCUGGGUGCUUCAGCCAGCAGCCCCCAGCCCAGCAGAGCCACAGACCAAAGAGGGGCCCCCAGCUCUGGCCAAAGAGGGGCCCAGAGGCCUCCCAGCAUCAGGAGAUAGAGGCAUCAGCUACAUCCUUCGUUUCAUCCUGGUCCCGGCAGGUGCCAGUGACCUUGGAGGACAUGGCGGCGUACCUGUCCCAGGAGGAGUGGGAGUGCCUGGACCUGGCUCAGCGGGACUGCAGCUGGGACGUGCUGCCAGAGAACAGGGGGCUUGUACCACCACUUGAAGAUGGAGAGGACCCCGGGGAGGACAUGUCGAUGAGAAGGGAGCAGGACCGAGAGCCAGGCAGGGGAAUGACCAGGCCUGAGAAGCCUCUGGAAGGAGGAGGACCCCAACACGUUGAAAAGCCGUAUAUGUGCCCCGAGUGCGGCAAGGGCUUUAGCAAGACGUCCCACUUGACCAAACACCAACGCACACACACUGGGGAGCGGCCCUACAAAUGUCAGGUGUGCGGGAAGGGCUUCAGUGACCGCUCCAACUUCAGCACACACCAGAGGGUCCACACGGGCGAGAAGCCAUACGCGUGCGCGGAGUGCGGGAAGCGCUUCAGCCAGAGCUCCAGCCUCGUCAUCCACCGCAGGACGCACACCGGGGAGCGGCCUUACGCCUGUGCCGAGUGUGGGAAGCGCUUCAGCAACAGCUCCCACUUCAGCGCGCACCGGAGGACACACGCAGGCGAGAAGCCCUUCAUGUGCCCGGCCUGUGGCAGGGGCUUCCGCCGGGGCACGGACCUGCACAAACACCAGCGGAUCCACAGUGGAGAGCAGCACCUGCCAGCCCCGCAGAGCCACACGGCACAGCUCCAGGGGACCCCCAGGCCAAAGCCCAGCCGCCACUCAUUGAGCUGCCAGCUUCCGGGGCCCCGUUCAGAAUUUCGAGGUCAGAGUUCAUGAAGCUGCUGGAGUUACUGUCUUGGAACCAGAACCCUAAUCUGAAGGCAUUUCAGACUCACCCUUUUUGCCCCUGGUGGGGGCCCAGCCCAUGGCCGUGGGACAUUUCAGGUGCCCAGGCUGAGGAAAGAGGCCAGCCAUUGAGUUCGGCAGUGACGGCUGGACAUGGAGCUGGGUGGACCUUGGUCCUGGGGCCACUGUACCGGUGGCCACAGCCUGGGUGGCUCACCACCCCAGGGAUGGAUUCUCACCGUUCAAGAGGCCAGAGGUCCAAACUCAAGGUGGGGGCAGGGCUGCUUCCUCCAGAGGCCAUGAUGGGAGAGGCCGUCCCACGCCUCCCUCCUGGCUUCUGGUGUUGCUGGCAUUUCCUGUGUUCUUGGCUUGUGGCCACAUCGCUCCCGUCUCUGCCUCUUCUCUGCUCUGCUGUCCUCUUCUAAGGGCACAGUCAUUUCGAUUUAGCCCCCCCCCCGAUCCAGAAUGACCUCAUCUUAAUUACCUGUCCAAAGACCCUAUUUCCAAAUAAGGGUACAUUCUGAGGUUGUGGAUGCAUGCGAAGCUGGUGACACUUGUCAACUCACUUCGGGGAAACCUCAAUGUCUCCAGUUCCUUGCAGUAUUAACAUACCCCAGCCUUCCCUGGCCUCCUACCUUCUCCUCCAGCCUCGCCAAACUCAGUAUGUGGCCUGGGGGGCUUUUUCUGAAUCCUUGUGGUGUCAGCAGGGCAGUGGGGUGAGUUGGGUGUCACCUUCAUAGAUCCACGGUUGUUCUAAAGGAUGAAGGCCUGGUGUGGGAAUGCUUCCCUGAUACCCCAUCUUCCAGGCUCUCCCAGCCCGUGAGGAAGCCUGUGGAUUUGACCAGCCUUGCCAUCUGUCCCCAGGGCAGGAGUCCAGGGUUGCCUUUGCUCCAGCCCCAAGUGGCCAGGACAAAGGCAGCCUUGGCUGCCCCACUUGGUUUCAGAGACAGACAUGCCUCUGAUCUGUUCGCAUCCACUCUCUCCUGGGCAGCUGAGGGGAGCAGGAGAGAGUCCUUGUUCCGUUUUGUCAUCACUGGAGUCUUGGGGCAGCUGCUGAAACCAUUUGGUUCUGGAACAUUACAUGCAGGGAGUAAGGCAGUUUACCAUGGCGGGGUCGCCUUGGACCUUGUGCUGUGCCCCAUUCUGUUUGUCACUCAAUCACUGUAGGUGUUUUCCACCUUUCAGCGUAACCCAGGUUCCAGGGUGUGUGAUCUGUUCUCGGUUCCCUUAAUAAACAAAGUCAGUCCCUCUGACCUUCUGAGUUCUGCCCUGUGUGUUCUCCAGAGAAGGGGCCAUGCAGUUGAAUCAUGGUUUUCACUUCUAGGCCAGCUUCCAGGGCUCUUGAGCACGCCUGGUGUUGCCGACCACCCACCUUCCCCAUGCGGCCAUGAGUCUGUGGGCUCACUUCUGUCAUGUCCAGGCUGGUGCCGGAGUGGCCGCCCGCUUCCUGGCCUGGGUACAUUAGUCCCUGUUGCAGAAUAUUCUGUCCUGCAGUCCUAGGACAUAGGGCUUUGUGACUCUCCUUUUAUAGAUGGGAAACUGAGGCCUUGAGUGUUUCCAGCACCUUGUCCAGGUGGCAGAACUGGCUUUGAACUCAGAUCUGAACUCCUACCACAUCAUCCGCUCGGCUUUCCUUAAUGGUCAUUCACCCAGUUGAACUUGGAACAAAGAGCUGCUUUUCUCUCAUUUUGUGAAACAUCCUUAAUGAACUUCCUGGCAUUGAAAGGGGUAGAGAUGGGAUGGGUUUAAAGGAAAAAAAGCUGGCCGUUGUUCUUGACAGGCUGCAUGGGUGGAGGUGGUCAUGUUUAGUCUGCUUGCCCAGCACCUGAGCCCUGACUGCACUGCACGUGCCCUGGAGCAGAGAGGGUGAGGGGCUUUUGCAGAUGGGCAAGACCCUGGAGCCCAGGUGACCUCCUGUGGCCGUGGUGGAAGCUGCCUUGCCCCUGGCCCCUCAUCAUUGCAGGUGGUGGCUGGUGUGAGGGCCCCCAGGGCCAUAUUAGGUGGGGUUUGUGGCCCUGAUCGUGGCUGGCUGAGGCCAGGCAGAGCCUGCCUUGCCCAGUGCAGGGCUUGAUGGAAAGAGACCCUUACUCAUCCUCAGCACAUGCUAGCAGGUGGUGACCCCAGCUGAAUGCUGGAACAUGUGCUCAAAUGCCAAGGACCCUGCCAAGUCACAGGGAGACUCGAGAUGACUGCUCUUCCUGUGGGGCAGGCGGGGCAGAGAGGGACAGAGACAGAGAAGCAGAAUCUCGGAAACAAGUUGAUAAGAGAACAGAGGUAGCCACAGAUCAGGGCUUCAGCCUGUUGGGGACAGCAGGGCUGAGAACAAUCUGAAAGGACUCUGAAAAUGAGGGACGGUGGGGGGAAAUGCUUGCAAAGUAACAGGAAGGAUGUCAUCCACAAGGCGGAGCACUGCUCUGUUCCAUGGGGACCGUUUGGGUGUCAGGACACUCGGGACUCUAUGGAAAGUCAGCUCCACCCAUACUUCGUAAGGACCCUAAAACAGAUGUGUGCCUUUGUAUCUUGGUU
Molecule: messenger RNA, 7239 nt
Organism: Ailuropoda melanoleuca (giant panda)
Lineage: Eukaryota; Metazoa; Chordata; Mammalia; Carnivora; Ursidae
Gene: ZNF500
Product: zinc finger protein 500
Exons: 8
Coding region: 3253-4704 (483 amino acids)
Biological process (GO): regulation of transcription by RNA polymerase II
Molecular function (GO): DNA-binding transcription factor activity, RNA polymerase II-specific; RNA polymerase II cis-regulatory region sequence-specific DNA binding
Source: RefSeq, a predicted model, not a curated record